Molecule: messenger RNA, 4529 nt
Organism: Synchiropus splendidus (mandarinfish)
Lineage: Eukaryota; Metazoa; Chordata; Actinopteri; Syngnathiformes; Callionymidae
Gene: zfyve9a
Product: zinc finger, FYVE domain containing 9a
Exons: 19
Coding region: 348-3695 (1115 amino acids)
Biological process (GO): endosomal transport
Cellular component (GO): early endosome membrane
Molecular function (GO): metal ion binding
Source: RefSeq, a predicted model, not a curated record
UCCGCUAGUAUCAGCUCCGUAUUUCGCCAGCGUACAUCUGUGUUAGUGGUGGAGGAGGGACUCGGUCGCUCAACUACACCAGACUAGCGUCUAUACUUUCUGACUUGUGCUGGAGGAGUCACCCGGCCGAGGGUCCUCACCGGGACACCCCCAGAAAUCGCGCUUCCGGGCGGUUAGCGAUGGCAGACGCCGCCGGAGGGGCUCGCAGGGUCCGUGCGGAGACAUGAGGAUUCCUUCGAUGUGGGCGAUGGCCGUUAGCCAGGCGGGCUGAUCACGAAGGGAACAUUGCUGAGGAGGACCUCUGAGCAGGUUCACGCAGCUGCAGGCAGGGUGGAGCUUCCUGAUCCAUGGAGAAUUAUUUCCAGGCCGAGGCCUUCAACCUGGACAAGGUGCUGGACGAGUUUGAGCAGAACGAAGAUGAAACUGACACCCCCAUCCUCUCUGACGCCAAGUGGACCCAGAUUCUGGCACCACCAGCCCACCUGCUAUCUCUGAAUCCCGCCCUGGCCCACGCAGACCUCAGCCCUCAGGAGAGCCCGCUUCCCUUCAAGACGCUUCCGGACUCCACCUGCAGCGCCUCCACUGGGGGAGACCCAAAGAGGCAAACUGGACCAGAACCCUCAUCUUGGGGAGAGGAGCGGCCGGCGGACGUCCACAGCCCGCCACUCCCCCAGCCCAACAUCGGCAAACUGGUGGGAACCGAUGACCUCUCGCCGCCCGCGGUGACGGCGCUGGAGAAUGGCUGCCACUCUGGACCACCACAAGACAAGGAGCUCCACUCAGAUCAGGACGGGAGGGGUUCGCCUGAGGGAGAAGCAGGUUCUACCAUCACCCACUUCACCUUUGAGGUCCACUCACAUGAAGAAGAAACACAAAACGGAGUUGAGGAGGAGGAGACGAGGACAGGUGGAAAUAAGAGCCAUCAGUCAGAGGAGGUGCAGAUGGAAGGUGUUUUGAAUGGAGGGAGGGAAGUGUCUUGUGAAGGUCAAGAGGAGGAGAAUGGUGCAGGAGAGGAGGAAGUGAGUUCAGAAGGAACCAUGGAGUCGCAACUCAGGGUCACAAAUCUUCACAACGGUUCGGAGCUUGAGUGUCCUCAUGAGAGCGUGGAGGCGUCUUCUCCGUCCAGCGUGCCGUCCAAGGAGGACUCUGUGACAGAAGAGAAGGAGAUGGAGGAGAGCAAGCAGGAGAGCAGCGAGGGUGCUGGGUCGGGUCCCCCGAAACUCAACAACCGCCUCCAGCCCGUCAGCGUUCCCUAUGGCGGAGCGCGACCAAAGCAACCAGUCAACCUCAAACUCCAGAUCCCGCAGCCUCUUUCGGGUCAGGUCCAGAAUCAGCUCAGCCCGUCCUCCGUCUGCAAGAACAAGAACAUUGAGAACCAAAGUCGAAAAGCGGCGCAGCCUGAAGCGGCAAACGCUGAAGUGAACGGGGUCAGAGCGGCGCAUUCAUCAGCGGAGAGCCCAGACAACGACCUCCAGGCGGGCCAGCAGGGGAGGAAGCCGGCCAGCUCCCUCGGGGAGGUCGCUCCAGUCUGGGUGCCGGACUCUCAAGCUCCUGUGUGUAUGAAAUGUGACGUCAAAUUCACCUUCACCAAGAGGAGGCACCACUGCAGAGCCUGCGGCAAGGUGUUCUGUGCGGCCUGCUGCAGUCUCAAGUGCAAGCUGGCGUACAUGGACAGGAAGGAGGCUCGGGUCUGCGUCACCUGUCACUCGGCGCUGACCUGCGCUGCUGCACAUCGAGAGCCGCCGGUGGCCGCCACGAGCAACCAGAGUCCGAACCCCAACAACCCAGCCGAGUACUGCUCCACCAUCCCGCCUCUGCAGCAGGCUCAAGCUUCGGGGGCCCUCAGCUCGCCGCCUCCCACCGUCAUGGUGCCUGUGGGGGUCCUCAAGCAGCCAGGCAACGAGGCAUCGCUCACGCGGGAGCAGAGGAGAGUCUGGUUUGCAGACGGCGUCCUGCCCAACGGGGACGCGGCAGAGUCUCCCAAACUUCUGAGCUCCACACAGUCACACCACAAAACGUCAAGCAGUGAGACUGCAGAGGCGUGUCGCCCUCCUGCCGCUCCGGUCGGCAGUCCGGUGGGCAGCUCCAUCAGCCUCAUCCCGGAGGACGGACUCCCUCCCAUCCUCAUCUCCACGGGAGUCAAAGGAGGUACGGGAGGCCACAUCACAGACUACGCGGUGGAGGAGCGGCCGUCGGAGAUGGUCCUGAUGCAGCAGCUUGAGGAGGGCGGGCCGGACCCUCUGGUGUUUGUUCUCAACGCCAAUCUGCUGGCCAUGGUCAAAGUGGUCAACUACGUGAACAGGAAGUGCUGGUACGUGACCACGAAGGGCAUGCACGCCGUGGGCCAGGCGGAGGUGGUGGUCCUGCUUCAGUGUCUGCCCGAUGAGAAAACCAUCCCCAAGGACAUCUUCACCCACUUCGUGCAGCUCUACCAGGAGGCCCUCGCCGGUAACGUGCUGAGCCACCUGAGUCACUCCUUCUUCACGCAGAGCUUCCUGGGCAGCAAAGAGCACGGCGGCUUCCUCUACAUCAGUCCAUCCUUCCAGUCGCUGCAGGACCUGCUGCUCCCCAACCCGCCGUUCCUCUUCGGCAUUCUGAUCCAGAAGUGGGAGACGCCCUGGGCCAAGGUCUUCCCCAUCCGCCUCAUGCUGCGGCUGGGUGCGGAGUAUCGAUUCUAUCCGUGCCCGCUCUUCAGCGUUCGCUACAGGAAGCCACUCUUCGCCGAGACGGGUCACACCAUCAUGAACCUUCUGGCGGACUUCCGGAACUACCAGUACACUCUGCCGGUGGUGAAGGGUCUGGUGGUGGACAUGGAGGUGAGGAAGACCAGCAUCAAGGUCCCUAGCAACAGAUACAACGAGCUGAUGAAGGCCAUGAACAAGUCCAACGAGCAUGUGCUCGCCAUGGGAGCCUGCUUCAACCACUGCGCCGACUCCCACCUAGUGUGUGUGCAGAACGACGACGGCAACUACCAGACGCAGGCCAUCAGCAUCCACCACCAGCCGCGCAGAGUGACCGGCGCCUGCUUCUUCGUGUUCAGCGGCGCUCUGAAAGCCUCGUCGGGCUACUUGGCUAAAACCAGCAUUGUUGAAGAUGGCGUGAUGAUCCAGAUCACAGCCGAGACCAUGGACGCCCUCCGCCAGGCUCUGAGGGACAUGAAGGACUUCAGCAUCACCUGUGGGAAAGCAGACCAGGAGGAAAACCAGGAGCUGGUCACCAUCCACUGGACCGAGGACGACCACAACUGCAACAAGGGGGUCAUCAGUCCGAUCGACGGGAAGUCCAUGGAGUCCAUCAGCAGCGUGAAGAUCUUCCACGGUUCGGAAUUCAAAGCCAACGGGAAGGUGAUCCGCUGGACGGAGGUGUUCUUCCUCCAGAGUGACGAGCACCCCAGCAGCGACCCAGCGGACCACAGCCGGCUGACGGAGAACAUGGCCCGUGCCUUCUGCAUGGCCCUCUGCCCGCACCUGAAGUUGCUGAAGGAGGACGGGAUGGCCAAACUGGGCCUGCGGGUCACGCUGGACUCGGACCAGGUGGGCUACCUGGCGGGUAGCAACGGUCAGCUGCUGCUGCCUCAGUACCUGAGCGACCUGGACAGCGCUCUGAUCCCCAUCAUCCACGGAGGAGCGUGUCAGCUGAGCGAGGGUCCGCUCGUCAUGGAGCUGGUCUUCUACAUCCUGGAGAUCAUCUCGUAGGAAGACGUCACGGUCGCCCCCACUCUUUAUCGACAAUCCGUCCCACGAAAAAGUGUGAAGCUGUCAGUGUUCCAUCUGGACUCCACCUGAUCAGGGAACCUCAGGAGCGGCUUCAGUGAUUCGACAGGCAGCGUGUUGUCCACGUCCGGAACCGACCCAGUACCUGCAGCACCUGUACAUAUUUUUGUAGACGGAACCUUCGGACCUGCUUCUGUAGCCUCCAGAGACUUUCAGGAACAGAGGACACUUCCUGUUCUCCAGCUUUACGCCCGCGGGGUUUUAAGGUUGUAAGAUAUUUUAGCGGCUUUUUAAGAAAACUGUAAAGAUGUAUAAAUACACAAAGGUAUAAAUAUAUCUGGAUUGAAAGCCAUCGACAUGAGCGGCCAUUUCAUCGUAACCUGAAGCUGAAUGUAUCUCAUCUGAACCCAAAAAUCCAGGCGGCGGAUUGUCGUCGCAGACCUGGCAACACGAAGCGAUUCCCUCACUCUUUGUUUAUAUUUCUGCAAAGUCUUCUCACGUCCGACAAUCACUGCAAGCGGACGGUCCGGCCACGUGACCUGUAGCAGCCCAGGGGUCAGCGCCUCACUCCUGCGAUCGGAUCUGUGCAAUACGUCCAAAAUCUCCCUUAAAAGCGCCACAAAAACGGUAGCAUUUCUGUGGAAACCCACACUGCAUGUUACAACCUGAGUCGAUAAUCAAGUUUGCAUCCGAGAUCGUUUUCUUUUCAAGCCAAAACAAAUCUGUGCAUUUUACUUUACACACUACAGAAGAAUCAAGAAUCUUUGUCAAGAUCUGUAGAAUAUGUAAAAUAAAAAUAUACAUAUAAAAACUGAA